AUGGGCAAUUUGUGUCUUGGUCGGGCCGGCCGUGUUGCGCCUCUUUCGUCGUCAGCGAACAGCGGCAAUGGCGGAGACCUGUCAGCCCAAGCUGUCGGCAUCUUGCCCCAUCAAGGCGAGAACAGUAGCGCAGACAAAACGCUACUACAAGACCAGUCGUCGACAAGCAAACCCCCGACCUUGUCGGGUAAAAAGGGAGACCAACAAGCACCUUCAUCGGAGAUUGAUCAAAGUUCAUCGACAAGGGCGUCAGGAGGUAAUUCGGCCAGAACAGCACGAUUCGAACUGCCUGAUGACGAUGACGACAACUCGGGAGGCACUUCAAAUAGAAUGGCUGGUUAUGAAAAUGUAUCUGUAGUACUGGCUGGGGUGUUUAAAUUUACCUGAAGCUAUUGGCCGUUGCUUUUGUUGCUACAACUCGUUGAUUUCUUAUCGAGAAAUAAAGAGCAAGAAGCUUUUUUUGAUUUUCACUACUACACACACUUUCAUACCAACGUUGGCUUCGCCACCGCCAGUAUGCGGCUUCGCAGAUCCCUGUCGGGCGCCGUGAGCUUAAUCGGAAGUCCUCAGCGUAAAAAACGUGCAGGAAAGAAAAUCGUUGGUUACAAUGGUGACGAUGCUUUACCUGAUGUCCUCGAGGAAGGUGCACCUGACAUUGAUGGUGUAACCACUGGAGAAGAAGCAAAAUCAAGGAAUCAAGAUGAAGGUGCACCUGGUGGAACAUCUGGAGAAGAGCCAAAAUCAAGGAAUCAAGAUGGAGAGGGAGGCAUGUCUCGAGAAGAGCCAAAAUCAAGGAAUCAAGAUGGAGAGGGAGGCAUGUCAAAAUCCUCUCCGACUAGCCGAGAUGCAUCUCCGUCUUGUGGAGUCUCUUCUUCUGGUCUCUCCUCAGGACCCUCAAGCAAAGAGAGGACCGGAGCUGCUUCGUCGGAGAAGAAGAGCUCGUCGAAAGUUAUGGGGUGGUCAAGACUUUGUUUAUAAACUCGCACGAGAUGGAGAUCCUAAAAUAUAGAAAAUAUAUGUACGCCUGUUAGAAACUACUCCUAGUACUUUUCUCUCAGUUCUUUCAAAUUUUCUAAUCCAAGCAAAGAACGCGGGCGCACAGGCACAUCCGGAGUCACUAGUCCACUUUCUCCCACAUCUCACCAAGUCAACCUUCAGUCUGGCGGUUCAACCUCUUCCUCUUCCCUGACGCGUGAGGACGUCAAAGUUCUGAGGAAAGCCCUGCAGCGCCACUUCCUCUUCUCCAGUUUGGACGAAGAUGAACAGAAAUCUCUAGUAAAACGCAUGCGACGUAUGCCAAAAAAAGUGGGCGAAUUGGUAUUUCGCCAAGGCGAUACAGGAGACUCGCUUUAUGUGGUGGGGAGUGGGACGUUGUCAGUGGAAAUAGACAAACGAGCGGUGAAAAACCUAGGAAGAGGUGCGAUUUUUGGGGAGUUAGCGUUCUUGUAUAAUGUGGAUCGAACGGCUAGUGUUCGGGUCUCCGAGACGGCGGUGCUGUGGAGGUUGGAUGGUACAAUUUUGCUUGAAAGAUUUCUACUUCUUUCAUCAUGUUGUUUGUAGCACAUUCUGAGAGAUUUCUUGAUUAAGUAGUUCUUUUCUGAGAGUUUGAAAUUGAAUCUUUAUAAACUUUGAGACGUUGAAAGUUUGGAGGCUUGCAUCUUUGAAACUUUGAAUCGACUCUAAAUCUUUUGAAAGUUUGGAAUCCUGAAAUGCUAAGAUUCUGAGAGAUUUAUGAAUUUCAAAAUUUGAGAUUUCAAAUUCAAAAUCCUUCUUAUAUCCAAGAAAUUUCAGUUAUAUCGCCUAAAAUUGAAAUUCCUUUCCUGGCGAGCGCUUUGACAGACACUACAAAUCUGAUCAAAAACAUGGAUAUGGACAAAUCUGCUGAGAACCAGUAGUAGGUGUCCUAAACUUCAUUCGAUUUGAUAUUGAGACUCUUCUAGAAACCAAACAGUUUAGUCUUGGUAACUUCAUUUAUUUGAGGAUUCAGGGUGACAUCGUAUACCCUAGGGGCUGGUAUGCUUACCAGUGAUAGACUUCACGGAGUGGCAACUUCAUUUCAGUUCAGUCUGGGCUGAUUUUUUUUUUGUAGUGCGAGCGAGUUAUGUGAAGUGAAGAAUCUACCUGCGUUUUUUCCGCGUAGAUACCGGCAGCGGGGGCAAGACCAAGACCAUGGAUGUGGCUGAGUGUUCACUGACUCCCACAACGCAUUCGCACAAAAAUGAUCAUCUUCUAGUUUCAUCAUAGACUCAUAUCAUCCUCUCCUCUAGUAUGCUCUUUCACACUCUUCAGCCGCCACCGUCCACCACACUCUGCGACAACUAACUGCCAAGUCCCACGCACAAAUCCUGAAGUUCCUAACCAGUGAUCCAACUUUCGGAGCCCUCUCAGUGGAGGAACGAGAAGCUUUGGCUGGCGUCUGUACUAUACAGGAUUACAUUAAGGCCUACAGUAAAUCAUCUUAUGAAGCAUCGCUGACUGCUCUGUCUUCUAAGACGGAAAGGCGACGUCAAGGAUGCUUUUCUGGAUGAAAACAAGCAAGCUCUAACUACAAUGCUGGCGACACGAUUCUAAGAGAAGGAGAAGCUUCAGAAUGGAUGUUUCUGAUCAUGAGCGGAAAGGUGUUGACUCGCGACGCGGCAGGACAGUACAACACUGCGCGGCAGCAUGAUUUUCUUGUUAUGGCUUUUUCUUUUGGUUUCCACUCCCAGUGAAGACUGACAGGUUUUUAGUAGUACACGACCGGAAUGCAGCGUUGUCGUUGAUAAGCACAAGGGCCAUAAGUGAAUGUAUCUGUUCCUCUAACAUCCGCAGCGUCUACAACCGACAGCAAAUCACGAGUGCCAAAGCUCCCGAGAAGGUGAAACUACUGUCCUUCGGCCGUCGAAAUCUAGAGCGUUUAUACGGUGUUGUUGGCGUAGAGGCGGUUUUGAAGCGUGCAUUGCUGAAAGCAGCCUUGCUCAAAAGCGAAGCCUCGUUCUUCCGCAAUUUGCUGCCGCCUCAACAACAAAGACUCUUAACCGCUUUUGAGGAAGUUAGUGCGGCGCCAGGUGAGACGGUGAUCAAACCAGGUGAAGAAGCAGCAUGGAUCGUGGUUGUGGAUGGGAGUCUGGAAGCAGACGAUGAAUUAGCAACAGAGGCGGAUCCCCCAAAUCCAAGUCCUCGUACCUUGCGCAGUGGAGACAGCUUCGGUGCAGAGGAGGUGAGGCGUGGGACAACAAUGCAGCAUCUAGUCAAAUGUCCUAGUAGUGUUUCGGCUUCGACGAUAAUCUACAAAGCUACCUGCAAAAGGAUCGCAGAGCACCUACUGCUUCAGCCAACAUCAUCUUCUAUCGAAGCUCUUCUUCAGAAGAACGAAAUUCAGCAGAUUUUGCAGGAGAUUUUCCUCUUCAAAUCCAUGCCAGAGAGCCAGCUAGAACAAGUGGUGUCAGCUCUGUCCACCAAAGCCUACAAACCAUACGACUUCGUAUUCCGACAAGGAGAAGAAUCAGACGCCUUCUACUUGAUCAAGUCUGGCACUAUUGAAGUGCACGUGACGGAAGGACUACGUCAAGAACAACGGACGCGUACAGUCGUCCAAAAAGUGGGCACGAGUAGUGCGAAGACGAUUCAUGUAGUAGGGAGUGGCGGAGGUGGGGCAGAAAACAAUACAGCAAAAAAUGAUAAAGACAAUCAGAGCAAAGGAAACGACCAACACCAGGACAGCACUGCAGCCGCAGCAACUCCAAAAUCUCCUGAUGUUGAAAUGAAACCAGCUUCUCCUCCCCCACAACAGCAAGAACAGACUGGAAAGAAGAAAAUCCUACGAACUCUAGGAGUCUGGGACUACCUUGGUGAGCGGGGUUUACUUCUCAAUGAGUCUAGAUCGGCCUCCUGCCAGGCACAAGAGGAAGGCGCAGAGUGCUUGGCCCUGGAUAAGGAAACCUUUCUCAAAAUUGUCGGAAACUUCCGAAAGGUCUUGGAGCAUAGGAUGAAAUUGCAGGACUCAAAUGUACUUGUUUGAUGAUUUUUGUUCUGGUAGCUUUUUUUCGAGAGGACGGGUUGAUACUUAUCUGAAAGAUGGGCAGCUUGAAAAUACAAGUAUCUGAAUAAUCCCUCACUGAAAAAUUUUUUGCGUUCUUUUGAUUGCUCCUUCUUGUCGAGGGGACGGACUGAUGGAUGCAAGAAGAUGUGCUUGGUUGAAAAUACAAGAGUCUCCUUCUACAUAGAGGAACUCUUUUAUCCGAAUAUUAAACCCGCACUCAAAAAUCUCUCUCUCUCUCAGAUAACACUCGCUGACCUGAAGCCUCUCCAUAUCGUGGGCAAAGGCACCUUCGGUGUCGUCAAAUUAUGCUGUCAUCGUGAGGAUCCAAGUAAGCAAUAUGCGUUAAAAUGCAUCGACAAAGCCGCUGCAGUGCGAUUGAAACAGCAGAAGUCUCUGCAGACCGAAAAAGCGAUCAACAGUCAGUUUAUGGCUUACCGUAAUUCAUCUUAAGAGGGAUCUUACUUUGGCGCGUUCAUUUUCAAGGGGAAAACACUUCAAAGAUCAUGACCCUCAAGAUGAAUCUUCAAUUUAGAUAAGCUCUAAUCACUGCUUUCAUCCUUGCAUCGUGCAGUUCAUCAAAACUUUGCAGGACAGGAAUACGAUUUACUUCUUGACCGAAUUUUUGGGUGGCGGCGACUUGUUUUUGGGGAUCCGUGCGAUCGGCAUGCUCUCAAGAGAACAAUCGCGCUUCUACGCGGCGAGUAUACUUUUGGCGUUAGAUUAAGGCCUUCGUCCCUAAUGCAUCUUCAAAAGCAUCUUGAAGCUGUGGUCCCAUAAAAAGAGGAAAGCACCAAGAUGCAUCUACUCACGAUGGAUAAGGCGGAUGAGCUCCAAUUAAGGUACCUGCACGAGCGCAAGAUCAUCUAUCGUGAUCUCAAGCCAGAGAACGUAUUGUUGGAUUUUGAAGGUCGCGCAAAAUUAGUGGAUUUCGGCUGCUGUAAGACGGCAGCGAGAGCCUACACGGUGGUGGGAACCCCAGAAUACUUGGCACCAGAAGUGAUUUUGGGGAAGGGGUACCAUCUGCUGCUGGUUUAUUUCUAAAUGUGAAUGUUGACUGUAGAAAUGGAGCUCACCGCUGGAAAGUCCUCCAUCUUGUUUUAAAAAUUUUUGCAUGUUCACUUUUGAAGUCGUCGUUGUUCACGACCUUGCACACUCACGUCGUUGUCACAGGUACACUCACGUCGUCGAUUUUUGGUCUCUCGGUGUAGUGAUGUAUGAGUUUAUUUGUGGUCCUCUCCCCUUCGGCGUAGAUUCGGGAGAGGAUCAAAUGGAGUUAUUUAGGCAAAUCUUAGAAAUGCCAGUCAAGUUCCCCGACUACGUGCGUGACGAGGAAGCCGUGUCGAUGCUGAAUCAUCUGCUAGAAAAGGUUCCAGACUUGAGGUUGGGAACAGGCGCGUUGAGGGAAAAGGAGAUCAAGGAGCACCCGUAUAUGCAAGGGUUCGACUUCAAUGCGUGUGCUGGAGGGUACUUACAACAUCAGCAAUCUUGUUGACAUACCUUCUUUGUAGUCGUAUAUGCAAGGGUUCGACUUCAAUGCGUGUGCUGGAGGGUGCAUCAACAUCAAAUAUCUUGUUGACAUACCUUCUUUGUAGUUGCGCCUAGUAGUGAAGCCUCUUCAUCUACUCGAAAACUGAAAAUAACCGAGUAAGUGACUGAAAUAAAGAAGGUAGGUAGGUUUGACAGGGCUACUCUUCCUUGUUCAGGCUCCUCCAACCAAUAGCAAUAGACGCACGUGACCUGCACCAUGAAUCUGUAUCCAUCCAAAAGGUAUCUCGAGCCUCCCUGGAAGCCAGAUGCUGCUUCGAUCAAAAAUGGUUGGACAAGGUGUGAUACUAUUGUGGACACAGAAGAUGGAGAUUCUGCGAUGUCCGACGUAUCAGAAAUCGAUGAUGGAAAGACGACGCCCAAAAAGACAGAGGACACUCAAACAGUUUCUGCAAAUAAAGUAGUGGAUACGUCGUGGUGCGCUGGGUUUUGAUGGAAGAAAAAUGGACGGGAAGUUAUAAGAUGCUCUUGUUAAAUCAGUUAGAGUUGUUGUGUUUGAAUCAUGCGAGGUGGAGGUUGAGCCCUUCGUGCAGAUGAUGAUUUGUAAAGUACUCAGUUUCGCUUUAUUGUCGCAUAGGUAAAUAAUGAAGAAGAGAAGGACGGAGGUUCUCAAUAUAAAAAAUGUACAGAUGAAGUGCGUAGAACUAAUUGAGGCAAUGGUAAUGAACUUUUAGUUUUUCUCUAGCAGCUUCCUUCGGCUAUGGCGAUGCAACAAGAUAUGUCGAGCCUGCAUGUGUGAAAGUUACAUCUACUAGUGACUCCGCGAGGAAAAGUAAUUCCUGUUGGUUGACUUUUUGAUGUGUGAGUGGUUACGAUUCUCUUAUUUGAGGUUCGUGUGUUGUUGAAUUUAGUAUCGUGCAAAGAAAAAUGAACCAGUUGUUGGAACGAUGCAAUGAAUGUUCGUAGCUUGCUGAGGAAAUACCCGUCCCAAAUGAUGAGGAAUCCAUAGAUGUUGAGAAAAAACCAUGGUUUCAUGCUACCAUGUUGAUCAACUACAGAAAGACAGACGAUAUCUUUUUCAGGCGUUGUAUCUAGACAUUCUCAUUCUUGCAGCGAGAG
Molecule: messenger RNA, 6625 nt
Organism: Amoebophrya sp. A25
Lineage: Eukaryota; Dinophyceae; Syndiniales; Amoebophryaceae
Source: the annotation of a GenBank genome assembly